Molecule: messenger RNA, 1017 nt
Organism: Anopheles maculipalpis
Lineage: Eukaryota; Metazoa; Arthropoda; Insecta; Diptera; Culicidae
Product: reticulocalbin-2
Exons: 2
Coding region: 13-1017 (334 amino acids)
Cellular component (GO): endoplasmic reticulum
Molecular function (GO): calcium ion binding
Source: RefSeq, a predicted model, not a curated record
AGCAUUUGUAGAAUGGACCGUGUUAUGUGGUUGUCGGCACUCUGGGUUCUACUAAUAGCCGUAUGCGUUCAAUGUGCGGCCACACAUAAACACACGCACACGGCAACGAAGGAACGCACCGAGGACGGAGCAUACGCACCGCGAGAUGCGCAUCACAUGGAAGGUGGGGAACACUUUUCGGAAUUCGAUCAUGAGGCGAUCCUCGGCAGCGUUAAGGAGGCGGAAGAGUUUGAUAAUUUAUCGCCCGAAGAGUCCAAGAAGCGACUCGCUGUGCUGGUGGUCAAGAUGGAUCAAAACUCCGACGGAUACGUUGAUCGCCAUGAGCUAAAAGCGUGGAUUCUGCGGUCAUUUAAAAGCCUUGCAGAAGAGGAAGCAUCGGAGCGAUUUGAGGAUGUUGAUUUGAAUAAUGAUGAAUCCGUGACGUGGGACGAAUAUCUGCAGGAAACGUACGGAAUGGAUAGCGAAGAUGAGGAAGGAGUCCGUCUACCGUUCGAGGAGCCCCGAAACGAGGAAGAACGCAAGCUAAUUCAAGACGACAAGGAAAUGUUCGAUGCAGCGGAUACCAAUCGCGACGGGAAGCUAGAUUCCGUCGAGUUCGUACAGUUUAUUUCCCCGGAAGAGUUCCCACAAAUGUUGCCCAUAAUUCUGCAACAAACGCUGCGGGAUAAGGAUACGAAUAAGGACGGACGUAUCGACUUUCAGGAAUUUGUUGGAGACAAUGCAAAAGACCAUGACAAGGAGUGGCUGGUGGUUGAGAUGGACAAAUUCAAGGAGGAUUUCGAUAAGAACAACGAUGGAUUCCUGAGCGGAAACGAAAUCCUGUCAUGGGUUGUGCCAAGCAAUGAUGAGGUUGCAAGCGAUGAAGUUGAUCACCUGUUUGCUGCUAGCGAUGAUGACCAUGAUGAUCGUUUGUCGCACCAGGAAAUCAUCGACAAAUACGAUAUCUUUGUUGGUAGUGAAGCUACCGACUAUGGUGAUCAUCUGCAGAACAUUCAUCAUUUUGAUGACGAACUGUAA